Molecule: messenger RNA, 2404 nt
Organism: Nicotiana attenuata
Lineage: Eukaryota; Viridiplantae; Streptophyta; Magnoliopsida; Solanales; Solanaceae
Product: BTB/POZ domain-containing protein At3g22104
Exons: 3
Coding region: 598-2220 (540 amino acids)
Molecular function (GO): protein binding
Source: RefSeq, a predicted model, not a curated record
GUGACUGAUCAGGAAAGAAACUUACUGCCAAGAAAAUGGCAUAAAAGAGUUGAGAGACACAAUAUAUUAAAAAACCAGUAGAAUAUAUACAUUUAAUAUAAUAUAAUGUUAUAUAUAUAUAUAUAUAGUAUAAAGCUUACGUUCCAAGUCUAAAGGGUCUUCACUUAGCCAGAAGUUGCAUAUGGUUAUGUAAAAAUUGACUCAUAUUUUGACAGGAAUGUCAGAUACAUACAGAUUAGUGGGCACUCAACAACUCUCUUUGUCUUAACAUACAAGCAUUUCACUAAGUUCUGAUUUUCUCUUUGUUUUAUCCUCAUAUUAUAUAUCUGUACCCUUUCUUUCCUUUGCUUCACCUUCACUCUUGUCUCUCUAAGUUAUAUUUUCAGUUUUUCUUUUGAACCAAUUGACUAAGCAUUUUUUUUUUUAUAAUACCAAGAACACAACUUUUUCCGUUUGUCUUCAUGCUUAUUAUAGAAUAAGUUGUUGUUUUCUUCUCAAAUCUAUGUGGGUAUUUUCCAAGAUCAAAUUUUUACGAGGUUUUAAGUUGUUUAAUUGAGUAAAUUCCAAAAUUUGAGGUGUUUUCUUUAUUUGGCUUUAAUGGAUGUUUCUUGUGAUCUUGAAGUGGAUGUCAAUGGUGAAGAAAUCUUUAUUGUUGAUAAGAAUGUUAUAUGUUCUUAUUCAGGAAGAAUAAAUAAAUUGUUUGGGAAAACAAAACGAGGGACGAAAUAUUUAAAGGUGAUAUUUCAUGAUUUCCCUGGUGGAGCUGAGAGUUUUGAGCUCAUUACAAGAUUCUGUUACAACAAAGGGAAGAUUGAGAUAAACCACAUUAAUGUUUCAACUCUAUAUUGUGCUGCCAGUUAUAUGGAAAUGGAGAAAUCUGUAUCAGGGAACCAAAAUCUAUUCGAGCUAACUGAGAAUUCGCUUGCGGAUAUAAGGUAUUGGACUUGGUCUGAGCUUCUUGAUUCCCUAAAACAAUGUCAAAAUUUGAUACCUGUAGCAAGUUCAUCAGUUGUAAUUGAUAAGUACCUCGAUUCUCUUAUUGGGAGAGUUGCAUCUUCCUGUGAAACCAGUCCUUGUCCGUCAACUUCUUCUGCUGACAGUUCUGGAUUUCGGUUGUCUUGUGAUUCAAAAAGUACAGAGAGCUUUAAAAAUAGCAUAUUUAGGGCAACGUGGUGGUUUGAGGAUUUAGCUGCUUUCGAGCCCUUUUUGAUUGAUAUAUUGGUAAAGCAAAUGGUAUCCAGAAACCUUGAUCAUGGUAUUCUUAGUAAGUUUUUGUUCUAUUACCAAAAAUCAAGAUUUGCAUCGGCCAAAACGAUGGAUAAGAAAAGCAAGACGAUGGAGACAGUUAUCGAGAUGCUUUAUUUGCUAGAUUUAAGCUGCAUUUCCUUCAAAACAUUAUUUGGAAUGCUUCGAGUUACACUGAAUUUGAAGAUAAGCAAGUGCUCGCGGAACAAGUUAGAGAGUAUGAUUGGCUCCCUGUUGGAUCAAGCGACUUUGGAUAACCUACUGCUCCCAUCACCGGUUGGAUCAAGUUAUUUAUAUGAUGUAAAUUUAGUUCUUAGGUUGUUGAAAUCAUUUAUCAGCAAAGGGGCAUGUUGUGUUCCGUUAACACGAUUGAAGAAAGUUGCUAGCUUGAUCGACUUGUAUAUAGCAGAAGUCACUCCUGAUCCAUGUCUAAAACCUUACAAGUUUCUUGCCCUGGUCAAAUCGCUGCCUGAAUCUGCUAGGGACUCAUAUGAUGCAAUCUACCACGCCACGGUUAUGUAUUUUGAGGUACAUUCAGGGUUAUGUGAAGAGGAAAAGAUGAAAGUAUGUAGUGGAUUGAACUAUGAGAAGCUGUCAACAGAGGCUUGUAACCAUCUUGCUCAGAACAAGAAAUUCCCUUCAAAAUCUGCUGGACAAGCUUUGAUCACACAACAAGAGAAGCUCAAAAGCUUACUUCAAGAAACCAAUCAAGCUACUCCUUACAUCAAUUCGCCUUGUAGUUUCGUGGAAACAGAAAAUACAGGUAAGGAAGAUCAGCAGAUCGUGCUAUACGCGGGGAAGCUGGAUCUUUCGACUGAGAAUGAGAAACUUAAAGUACAUUUACAAGGUAUGCAAUGUAGGGUGCUAGAAUUGGAAAAAGUUUGCAGGAAAAUGCAAAAUCAGAUGGCAAAAAUGUUGAAAUCAAGAGUAUCAAGCCAUAACAAUGCAAGAUCUUUACCUAGGCUAUGUUCUUGAUGGAAAUCAUAAAUCCCAUCAUUUUUAUUUAGUUAACUCAUAUUAUUUGUUACUCCUACUUCUUUUUUGAAUGUGUAUGUAAAUAGCAAAUGAAAAUAUUAGUGCUUUGUUUUGAAUAGCAAGUGUACUUUUACCCCACCACUUACUUUUUCUGGCUGUCAAUAGUAGGGGAGAUUGGGACUAA